AUGUUCCGCAGCGCCCUCGUCGCCAUUUGCAGCAGCGGCAGCAGCAGCUCAGGCGCUUCCAGGAAAGCUCUGCUCCGGCGCCCCGCGUGGACCUUCUCUCUCUGGCCUUUCGCGGUCCAGCCUUCCCCGCCCGCCCCGCCUCCGAGCAGGCGGGCCCGUCGCGGGUCGGCGUCACUCUCCUGCGCAGCUUCCCUGGCUUUGCAUGCGCCCAAGCCUCCGCUGAAGGAAGCGCCUUUGCGCCCGCUGGUCACCAGCAUGGGGCGGCUCAGCCGAGCCCUUCUGAGGGAGGUUAGUGCGCAGCCAAAGCAGCUCUUUCCCCCCAGCCUUAUGGGGCGGCGUUUCCGCGGGGCGGGGGGCGGCUUAGGAGGUGCCCCGUGCACCUCUGAAUACAGUAUUUGGCUGCAGGGAGGUGGGUCCAGUGACAAAAACUUCCCUUAUCUCGAUAAUAAAUCUUCAGUACAAAAGAAGGAAGCUCUUCAGCCCUUCUUGGAUGAAAUACUUGGUGGUUAUUAUUGCUAUUAUCAAACUUUACAUAAUGGCAAAUUUAAAAAUCUACAGCCCUGUGUCCAUCUUGCAUAUCUUUGCACCAAAUUGUCAUAGACAGUUUCCUUUGGGACUUCACUGUUUACGGGGUUUUUUUAUUUGUGCAUGUCUUAGGAUGGGACUAUUCAGAUCGGUUCUGUCUUAAUUAUCAGUGACACUAAGGACAGGAAGCAGGUUUAGACACCAUCCCUCUAUUUCAGGGAUCUGGAACUUUUUGCCCUCCAGAACUUGUUGAACUACAACUCCAAUCAGCCCUAGCAUGCAUGGCCAAUGCCCAGGGGUGAUGGGAGUUGUAGUUCAGCAACAUCUGGAGAGCCAGAGAUUUCCCUGCACCUGCUGUAAAAGGUAAAGGUAAAGGACCCCUGACAGUUAAGUCCAGUCAUAGACAACUCUGGGGUUGCGGCACUCAUCUCACUUUACAGGCCGAGGAAGCCAGCGUUUGUCCACAGGCAGUUUUUCUGGGUCAUGUGGCCAGCAUGACUAAGUCGCUUCUGGCUCAACGGAACACCAAAACCAGAGCAGUGCAUGAAAACGCCGUUUACCUUCCCGACGGAGCGGUACCUAUUUAUCUACUUGCACUUUUUGGCGUGCUUUCGAACUGCUAGGUUGGCAGGAGCUGGGACUGAGCAACGGAAGCUCACCCCAUCGCGGGGAUUCGAACCGCCGACCUUCUGAUCGGCAAGGCCAAGAGGCUCAUUGGUUUAGACCACAGCGCCACCUGCGUCCCUGCAUCUGCUGUACUUGUUCUUAUAUAACCUCAUGGUUGUCAUUUAUCACUAUGGGGAAAGUAAAGUACUGCAUUUUGGUCUCAUUCAUAGUAGCCUCACAGGGGGUUGCAUCCCCUACUUUUCAUAAUGAUUAACAGAUUGCUAGUAAAUAUGAAAUGGCAGUGUUUUAAUACUUUAUUUAUUUUUUUGCAGUAUGGCAGGUUUAUGGAUGACCUUAGGAUCUACGUGAAAGGAGGAACUGGCGGAAUGGGCCAUCCUCGAUUAGGUGGGGAAGGUGGGAAAGGCGGUGACGUCUGGUUGGUAGCUCAAAAGAAAAUGACAUUGAAGAGACUUAAAGAUCGAUUUCCAAGCAAACGGUUUGUAGCAGGAGCAGGAGCCAACAGUAGGUGAGUAUGUUUCAUUGAUUGAGAAUUUGUGUGGUCCAGUUUACAGCAAUCUUGUAAUAUAUAUAUAUUUUUUGCUCUCCACAAGUCUUGCUACGCUGAAAGGUACUAAGGGAAAAGAUUGUGAAGUGAAAGUGCCUCAAGGAAUAUCUGUCACAAGGGAUGAUGGGAAAGUGAUUGGUAAGGAUGUUUUGGUUUUCACUUUUUGUUACUGUAAAGGAUCAGAAGUAUAUAUAUAUAUAUAUUUAUUAAAUCUGCAUUAGCAUACAGCCAUAGCAAAAUAAGACAAUACAAAAAUGUUGGGGACAAGCAACCAAGCAAAAUUCAAAGCGAUAUUGCUGGCGUAAUGACAUUUAAAACACCCUAAGACAAUAAUACAAAGAUUUGGUUGCCAGCACCAAAAAACUAGUAUGCGGAUAUAAAUAAAGCAUAAAAUGGCCCCAAAAUAGGCUCAGCACAUUGAGUUAAAAAGGUAAUAAAAGAAUUAAACAGGUCCAGGACUAGGGCACACUACCCUGUCAGAGUAGCCCUGAGUUUCAGAGCCUGCACUAUGAAGAUUGCCACCCCACGUGAAAUUUGGGGAUUUGCGUCCACAAGAAGUGCUUUCAGACAGUCUUCCUUAGAUGAAAUGGAGGACGGGAUCAAGAGGAGGAGCUUAGGUCUUAUUGGGUCAUAAAUAGGGCAGUAGAAAAAGAAAUGUAUGAAGUCCUCUACUUCAUUCAUUGUGCAUGGACAUAGACGCUGAGUAAUAGGGGUCUUAGAGUAGGUCCCCUGCAAGAAGGCCGUGGGUAUAGAAUGAAAACGGGCCAUUGUAAACGCUCUUCUCAAGUUGGGCUCCGUCAGGUCUAUCAAGUAGUUGGCAAGUGAUCUUACCACUUUCACUUUAGGGAGCCACAUGGAGAGGCGAGCUGAGGUGGACUGUGCCCGGUCCAUGGCCUCAUCUCUUAUAAGAAUCCAGUCCCGGAUUUUAUGUUGGUCCCAAGAUGACAACGUGUCGAAUUCUGGGAGGGAGUAGCGUACAGUAAUAGUCUCCAUGGCCUUGGACCAUUUGUUGGAGUGAGAACAAGUUAAAAGGCUUGCCUGGCUAGUAGGGAACCUGGGGCAUUGAUUAAUUUGCAAUAAAAACUAAUAAUUCUAAUAUGGGCUCUCGCAACAAUGGAGGGAGGCCCAGUUCUGUUCUUAACUGAGCAGCAACCGAGCCCUUGGGGAGACCCAGUAUCUUUCGUACAAAAGAGUUUUGUAGAAUCUCCAGCCGUUGAAGUGUUUUUAAAUUCCACCCCCAGAUUUCAACCCCAUACAGUAACAUCGGGAGGACUUUGCUAAUAAAUGCUUUUCUGAUUGGUGGAACCAACUGGCCGCCUUUGGAGAGAAGAAUUUCUCCAAGGCUUUGAUGGUUCUACGGGCAGCCAGGAUGGUCAUAUUUAGGUGGGCUGACCAACUAAGCCCAUGCUGAAAAGUGAUUCCCAAAUACUUGAAAGCUGAGCAAUAUUCAAUAGAGUGGCCCUCAAAGUUCCAGAAUGACUUCCGAGUUUUCGUGCCAAAAGUAAGAAUUUUGGUUUUGGCGAAAUUGAUUUUGAGGGAUUGGUAUCACAAUAUGUCAUGAGCCCUCUGAGCAUGUUGUUUAAGCCCUGCUUGGUUAAAGACAGUAUCACCAUGUCGUCCGCAUAGAGUAAUAUGGGGAUCUUGAGCUGUUGUAGAGAGGGGCAGAUUGAUUUAGGGCCUGCAUAGUUGUAACGAUGUCGUUGAUAUAGAAAUUGAAUAGAAAAGGGGCCAAGAGGCAGCCCUGUUUGACCCCUUUAUUCAGAGGGAAAGAAUCAGAAAGAGCUCCCAGGGGGCCGAAUUUUACUCUGGCCGAUAUGUCAUUGUGAAUUUCCAUAAGAAGAAGGAGGAUCAGAAAACAUAUCAACUGUGCAUCUGGCAAGGAUUUAGUACAAUAGGCCCUCAUACGGGAAAGUUCUCACAUUAUUUUCAACAUUAUAGGUGAGAUUCUUUUACAUGAACCUCCCUUCCAACACACCCAAAAUAUAUUGAAGACUGUACCUCAGAUGUAUUAUUAUCUGAGAGAACAAAUCAUGGCUUACAUUGCAGUCCUAACCUUGUCUACUUGGAAUAAAAUAUCAUUGAAUUCAAAUUGGUUUACUCCCAGGUAGUUGGGAAUAAGCUGCAAUUGAGUUUAAUUGGACUUACUUCUGAAGAGACAUGGUUAGGAUUGCACUGUUAGUUGCUGUUUACUUUCUACUGAGUCUGUGCAACAGCACAAACCUAUAAUUUGGCUCACACUUCAAUAAACAUUUGGCUGGCAUGUGCAGGUGCUAAAGGCAUAGAUGCACUGGUAGACAUCCAGGAACAGUUAAUUGAUAACUCUCAGAAGCAGCUUAAUAGAUUUUGAUUAAGGUAGUAUAUUUGCUUUGAUUUAUGUGUGUUCACUUACAGAACUCUGUAAUUUUUUUGGAAGUAAAAAGUGAAGGUAGCGUAGCCAUGUUGAUCAUAAAAAAGUCCAUAGCUGGGUGAGACCUUUUUCAGGACUCACCACAAAGUCUCAAAAACAUUUGCCACAUUUUGUGACCAUUUAACCUGGAGGUAGGCUCCACUGUGUCCAGUGGUGCUUUGUCUCAGAUGAGUGCUAAAAUGUAAAUGGCAAGUUGAAAGAAAUGUCUGUGUCAUUGGGAACAAAUAGAACAUUUGCAAAAAGCGCUUCUGUAUCUUUAUUUUUAGGUGAACUUGACAGAGCAGAAGACAGAUUGUUGGUGGCACGAGGAGGUGUUGGUGGAUGCAUGGCGACAAAUUUCUUGCCCUCCAGAGGUCAAAGGCUCAUGAUUCACCUUGAUCUCAAACUUAUAGCAGAUGUUGGCUUAGUUGGGUAAGUCUUUGAUCUUGAAAAUUGCACUCUGGAGUCAUGCUCAUAUUUAUAUAUUGAAGUGAAUGCCCUUGUACUAGCAAUAUCCAUGUCUGUACUAUAUCCACAUUAAGACAUAUUUAAGUUUAGGGAAUGUUAUUCAUACAGUCAGUUAUCCUGCCUCCAGAUUAUCCUACUGUUACUUUAUUGUCAUAAGGCAUCAGUGCUAUUUUUCUAGAAAAAGAAGUACCAGAACUCACCAUGAACACCUCCGCCAUUCUCUUAGAAUGGCAAUGGCAGAAGAAACUGAGAGCAAAACCAAAGUCACAGGAGAUUCUGAAAGAGAUAAAGUUAUACCAGGUACAAUAUGCGAAGCUGAUGAAUCAGGAAAUAGAAUGGAAGAUUAAACAGAUGAGGCAAAAGACAUUUGAAUCAGCAAAUAAAUGUGGGAAAUUGUUGGCCUGGCAAAUGAAAAAAGGACAAAAACUCAAUACUAUCACGAAUUUGGAAGUGGAAGGAAAAAAUAUACAGAACCCAGUGGAGAUUAGGAAGUGUUUCCAGAGGUAUUUCAAACAACUCUAUACACAGGAGAAGCAGAAAGAAAUGGACAUUGAUCGAUUCUUGAAAAUAAAUGGACUACAUAAAAUCUCACAGGAAAAACAACUAAUGUUGAACUACAAAAUAACGGACCAGGAGGUGGAAGGGGCUAUCCAGAACAUGCAGUUAGGUAAAUCUCCAGGACCAGAUGGUUUGACUUCAAGAUAUUACAGAUCUUUGAAAGAUUGGUUAAUACAACCAUUGAAGGAAGUCUGUAAUGAAAUAUUGGAAGGAAGGAAGGCACCAGAGUUGUGGAAGGAAGCUUACAUUACACUUAUACCGAAAACAGAGACUGAAAAGACAGCUCAAAAACUACCGCCCCAUAUCAUUGCUAAAUGUGGAUUAUAAAAUUUUUGCAGACAUUUUGGCCAAAAGAUUAAAAAAGGUGUUAGUAGAAGAAAUUCAUAAAGAUCAAGCGGGCUUUCUCCCGGGCAGACAUUUGUCUGACAAUAUGAGGAAUAUAAUUAAUAUUUUAGAAAAACUUCAAGUGAAUAUUAAUACCAAGGCUGUCUUGAUAUUUGUGGACGCGGAGAAAGCCUUUGACAACAUUUCUUGGAGUUUUAUGAAGAAGAAACUACAGGGGAUGGGGGUAAGCCAAGGUUUUGAAAAUGGUAUAGGUGCAAUUUAUUCAGAACAAAAGGCAAAAUUAAUUGUGAAUAAUGUAGUGACAGAAGAGUUUAAGAUUGAGAAAGGGACACGACAAGGUUGCCCAAUUUCUCCACUGCUUUUUAUAUCGGUCCUUGAUGUGUUGUUAAACAUGAUAAGAAAGGACCAAGAGGUCAAAGGUAUACAAGUGGGAGUUAAACAGUAUAAACUGAAAGCAUUUGCUGAUGAUUUAGUAUUGACCCUACAGGAACCAGAAUCUAGUACAAAAAGGGUAUUGGAACUGAUUCAAGAAUUUGGGCAAGUAGCAGUUUUUAAGCUGAAUAAGAUGAGAACUAAGGUUUUAGAGAAAAAAAUUAACUGUAAAUGAGAGAGAGAAAUUUCAGGAAGAGACAGGACUAAGAUUGGUUAAGAAAGUGAAAUAUUUAGGGGUUAAUAUGACUGCUAAAAAUGUAAAUCUAUUUAAGGAUAAUUAUGAAAAAUGUUGGAUUGAAGUGAAAAAGGACUUAGAAAUAUGGUCAAAUCUGAAGUUAUCAUUGUUAGGCCGAAUUGCUGUGAUAAAAAUGAAUGUGCUGCCAAGGAUGUUGUUCUUGUUUCAAACAUUACAAAUUUUGGAUAAGAUGGAUUGUUUCAAGAAGUGGCAGAAAGAUAUUUCCAGAUUUGUUUGGCAGGGCAAGAAGCCUCGAAUAAAAUUUAAGAUAUUAACUGAUGCUAAAGAAAGAGGUGGAUUUGCCCUGCCAGACCUAAAACUCUAUUAUGAAUCAGCUGCUUUUUGUUGGCUGAGAGAAUGGCUGCUACUUGAAAACACUGAUGUGUUGGACCUAGAAGGUUUUAAUAAUGUAUUUGGUUGGCAUGCAUAUUUGUGGUACGAUAAGGUAAAAGCACAUAAAGCGUUUAAAAAUCAUAUUGUCAGAAAAGCAUUGUUUAAUGUAUGGAUAAGAUAUAAAGAUUUGUUAGAAAAGAAAACCCCAAGAUGGUUGUCACCAAUGGAAGCGAAGGCACAGAAAAAACUCAAUAUGGAGGCCAAAUGGCCGAAAUAUUGGGAAAUUCUGGAACAAGAGGAGACAGACAAAAAUUGCAGAGCUUUGAAAAAUUGAAAAAUAAAGUGCGAGAUUGGCUCCAUUAUUAUCAAAUAAUGGAGGCAUAUAAUUUGGACAAAAAAGUUGGUUUCCAGGUGGAAAAAUCAAAAUUGGAAACAGAAUUGCUAGAUUCCAAAAUUAAGAAUUUGUCAAAAAUGUAUAACUUGCUGUUGAAAUGGAACACUCAGGAUGAAACGGUGAAAUCAGCUAUGAUUAAAUGGGCACAAGAUGUUGGAUAUAAUAUAAUGAUGGCUGACUGGGAACAGUUAUGGACCACAGGUAUGAAAUUUACGGCAUGUAAUGCCCUAAGAAAAACUUAAUGAAAAUGAUUUAUAGGUGGUACAUGACACCAGUCAAGCUUGCAAAAAUUUACCAUUUGCCUGAAAAUAAAUGUUGGAAAUGUAAUGAGACUGAAGGCACAUUCUUUCACCUUUGGUGGACAUGCCCAAGGAUUAAGACAUUCUGGGAGAUGAUUUAUAAUGAAAUGAAAAAGGUAUUUAAAUAUACCUUCUUGAAGAAACCAGAGGCCUUUCUCCUGGGCAUGGUCGGCCAAUUGGUGCCAAAGAAGGAUAGAACGUUUUUUAUGUACGCAACAACAGCAGCAAGAAUACUCAUCGCGAAGUAUUGGAAGACACAAGAUUUGCCCACCCGGGAAGAAUGGCAGAUGAAGUUGAUGGACUACAUGGAACUGGCGGAAAUGACUGGCAGAAUCCGAGACCAGGGAGAGGAGUUGGUGGAAGAAGAUUGGAAAAAGUUUAAAGACUAUCUACAGAAAUAUUGUAAAAUUAAUGAAUGUUAGAAAAAUGUUGAAAUGAAGUUAUAUGGCUUUAGUAGAAAUAUUAUAAGGAAUUAAGUACAGAUAGGUUAAUAGAGUAUUAAAGGAAAAAAUAAGGUUAGAAUGAGUUAAGAUAAUUAUAGGAUAGAAAACAGAGGAAGAUGGAAAGGAAUUGCUGAAAUAAUUAACAGAAGUGGAAUACAAAAAGGGAGGUGUGAGGAGGUCGUGGAAAUAAGUGAAUGAAAGAUGGGAUAAUGAAAUUGUUUGAUUUAUUUUAGUGUCUUUGUCUUGUUUUGUUAAUUUGAUGUGUUGUAUUGUUUUUCUUUUCUUUUUUUCUUCUUUUUUUAGUGUUUUUGGAAAAUAUAAUAAAUAUUAUUUAAAAAAAAAAUAGAAUGGCAAUGGCACCCACCAGAGAGGUGCCGGAACUGAGUUCCUGUGAGUUCCCCCUGAGAGAGAAAAAAGCCCUGCAGUGCAUGAUGUAACUACAGUUGCAGCUCUUGCCUCACUUCUUUCUGGUUUAAUGUGUGAAGUUGAACUUUUAUUCAGGCUUUGCCCAACAGCAAAUGGAAGCUUUAUAAGGAACUGGUGGGUGCUCAAAACAGUGCCACAUAAAUACUAUUGCCUUUGUGAUAUAUCUGUAUACCUCUCCCACCCACCACCUAAUUCUACUUCAAAUUUCAGGGUGGUUUGUUCUCUCCCCCCCCCCCCUUAUAGAUGAGGUAAGGAAAGAAUAAUUUCAAACACCUUAUUUCACUCAGUUGUUGAGUGAGUCUCUGAAAGCUUGUUCUUUUGAUCUCAGUCUGAGUUUGGUUUUUUUAAUAUUUCAAUAUGUACAUAAGUGCUUUAUCAUUAGAUCACAGACAUGGAAAAAGAUUUGAGAAACAUUAGGCUGAGAUACACUGAAAGUCAGACAGCAUCCCUGUAUACAUUUCAAAGAGAGUACAGCUACUUCUGAUCUAAUAAAAUCAUUCCUGAAGAAGUAUGAUAACUUUUGAAAUGGCUCUUGAGGCAUUGCCAUUACUCCAAUAGUAUCUUGAAAGAGCACCCUCCCCCUAUCUCAUUAGUCCAAUGUAAGGUAUCAAAGUAUUUAUUCUAUUACUGGUUUUUGUUUUCUGGUUAUAAUCAUUAAGAAUGUGAUAGCGGAGCAAUUGUUCUUUCAUAAAUGCAUAUUUGCAAAAUGGUGCUUAAAAGCUUAAACAGUUGCACAAUGUGGAGUGUACUUAUUUUGAGACUUACUUAAAAAUAAAAAGGAACCAGAUUUUUGGAAGGUGGGGGGAGAAUAGCAAAGCAAUUUUUUCUUGCUCCACCCCCCCCCAACCAAUCCUGUCAACUCAGUCUUCCCUGUAAUAUAAGGUGGGUUCUUCCCAUUGUGAGUAUAGAGCAUAUAGUUCUGUUAGGGACUUAUAGGAACAUUGGCUAAAUGCAUAUUUGGGGCACACACUGAUUCGCUUUAAGGGGGGAAAUUAGCAUUUAAAGGCAGCUUUUGUGCUUGGUGCUUUUUCUAGUAUGUAUGGAAUCUAUUCCACCCUCAGAGUAGCCCACUUCUAAGAAGUUUUCUCUUCACUUUAAACAAAAUUCACUUGAGUAAAAUGCAUUUUAAAACUUGAAAGUGGUUUUAUUCUUCUGUCAACUACAUACUGAUAUGAACACUAAAUAGAUUUUUUUUCAUCCCCCACCCCAGGUUUCCAAAUGCAGGAAAAUCCUCUUUGCUAACCAAGAUUUCUCAUGCUACACCUCAGAUAGCAGAUUAUGCCUGUAAGUAAUUUUCCAUGUAUUAGUGUUUGCACCCUGCUCUUAAAUGCAAUGCUUGCAAUAGAAACACUUUGACUCUAGGAGCCAUCUUCCCCCUGUCUCUGACAACAGUCUCUUGCAAUGCCCUGGGGACAGGUGUGUGUGUGUGUAUGUGUGUGAGAGAGAUCUUGAGUAUGGGCAGAGGCUGUCCGUAGAUGAACUGCCCCUCCUGAAUGAGAGCUCAGUCUUUCAGCUACAAAGUUUUCAGAGUAUAAUUGCAGCGAGCUAUGAUACCGUCCCUCAAGUGUUUUCCAGUAUUUAAUAAGAAUUUCUCUGCAUUGAGUUUUCUAUAUAUCUUCUGAUGUGAGCAACUUUAAAUGUUUGGGAAGGACUUCUGCUAUCACUGCCUGUCUAGCAUUCAAGAGAUUGCUUCUGAGAAAGCAAGAGUGUUCCAUCUUUUGACUGAGAGUAAACAAGUGUGUUGGGCAUAUGAGCCAGGGGUAAAAUUCCAAAGUACAUCACAAAGCAGGGCUCAUUUUUCCUUACUUUUCGCAGUUACGACGAUAAAACCUGAACUUGGAACAGUCAAGUAUGCUGAUUUUAAACAGGUUGGUUUCCAAAAGUAAGAUCUGCAUUAAAUGUGUGGUUGUGGAGAAAUCGUAUUUUGGUUACGUUAUGAGACCCCAAUUUUCUUAACUUACAAACUGAAACCAAUACUUCAAGGAGAGCAGGCUGUUGACUUGUUUUCUAAGAAACGGUGGUAUCCUGAGAUAGCUCUGGCAUCUGUGCUCCUUCAGUUUCAAUAUAUUUCCUUCAGAUGGCUGUGUCUGUCUUAAGCAAUAUCUGUAUCCAGAUAAACAACCCUUUCGAGCCACAUUUACCUAAUUUUUAGGACAUUGAGAGAGGCCGGACACCAAGUGUGACCCAUUAGACCACUCUGUGCUUUACAAUACUAAAUACUGUAACAUGAUGCAUUACCUAAAAUAAUGCUCCAUGCGGCAUUAUUUAUUGCUGUUCAGCAGCUGAGAGUGAUCUACUGUAGAGUACUAAACAUAAGCCUGUUAAAAUAAUUUUAAAAAUUGCCUGUGUUUGUUCAGAAAGAUUAUUUUUUCCAAAUAUGAGGUCCGUUAUCCAUGCUACUAAGUUUUGAUGAAGAAUUAAGGACUAUGUUCAUUCAUGAGUCUUCCAAACUUUUGAUUGCACACAACCUAAUUUUGACUUUGAUGUGUAGAACUCUAGCUGGCACAUGAGAGCAAUCAAAGACAUAAGAUGAAAGCAUUUUAUCAUUUUGGAGUUCACAGAUGCAAAAUGAGUAAAAUUGCUUUUUCUCCUUCCUGGAACCAGGGUGUAGAGGGCUUGUCUGACGAUGCUUUAAUCUUUCUCUAAAUAAAGUGUAUUACAUGGAUAAGAAUCGCAGCAUUACUGCUAAAGAUUAUAUUUUCCCCCUGUACUUUAAAAGAACUUCAAAAUAACAUUAAGCAUCUGUACAAGACUCUUAAAAAUUGCUUGGAGAUUUGUUUGUUUUUUUACAAUCAAGCAGUGUAUAAAUUUUAUGAAACGAAUAUAUAAACAAGCAUUGUAGUUCCUAGCUGUCCUUUUUUACCAUAGCAGGCGUAAAAUUAGAAUUGAUGGGAAAUAAUUUUGAUCCUUAUCCCCCACCACCCAAAAUGUAAUAUAUGUUAAGUUUUGAGUCUUGCAAAUUAGUUGAUAAUUGCUUGAUUCUUCAAAGUGUGGGAAACUCUUCAGUUCUCAGAAUACAGCAUGCAAAAAUAUUCCCUUGACUUCUGAAUAUAUUAGAAGAUCAAGCGUGGUGUUUUCUAUUGUAAGGUUACCAGAUGUCCCUGUUUCCCGGGGACAGUCCCCGGAUUUGCAAAUCAGUCCCCAUACAGAAUCUAUUGAAGAUGAAAAGUGUCCCCGGAUUCAUUGAAAAAAAAUCUGGUAACCUUAUUAAGCACCCAAAUGAGCAUGCUAUGUUUAUACAAGUAACGGUUCAAGCCCGAAGCAUAGUUUGGUUACUAAUGAAUUGCAUGCUUGCAUGUUCCCUCUUCUCCUGUAUGGGUCUUCCCUCUCUCUAUUUAACCAUAACCAAAAUAGGAUGUGUUGUCUCAAUUGGUAAACUAUGCAGUAGUGGCCUGUGCAGAGCCGUCCCCCAGUUCUGACGUCACUGCAACUUACCUGGAUGGGACUUGUGGGUGGCGUUGGAGGCAGAGCUGCAGUGAAGUCAGGGUUACCACCCCCUGCCCUGUUCCAGCCCUUUCCAGGUAAGCUGCAGAGAUUGCAGGGUCAGGAUGAUGGCUGUGCACCACCACAUGGGCUACUGCUGAAACUAUGGCUAGAGUUUUCCCUCACAACCAGAAUCAGAAAAUAUGUGUGGAAGUGGCAAACUAUGGGUGGCGCUAAACAGGAGAAGGAAAAGCUGCACACAAGAGGAGAGAGGGAACAUGCAUGCCAUGCAUCAUUCACAGCCUUCCAAAACAUACCUUUCAGUGUGCGAGGAGAAGCUUACUUUUAAAUCAGAUAAUUCUAAUGGAAACUUAGUGUUAAGGUUGGAGAAAACAUUUUCAAAGGGGAAAAUUUUGAUCCUGCAGCAAGAAUACAAAACUCACUUGCUGUGGUCACGUUAGUCUGUUUUUUUCUGGGUGGGGUCAAGAAUUAAUUGACUUGCCAUUACUAGUUCCUGCAAAACUGUGGGUCAUUCCCAACCUUACAUUUAUGUGACUGAUUAGAACUUGUAUCCUGCUCAUGACUGCAAUACUUCAUUUUGUCGUCGUCCCCACCCAGAAAAGAAAGGCUAGUUGAAGACUUAUGAAGGGGGGAGUUCUGCUCCAUAAUGUAGCUUGGGACUAGAUAUAUGAGGGAGUCUUCAGGUAGUUUUUUCAAUGGUUCAGCCAGAUAACGUGCCACUUUCAGUCUCUUCUAGUAGUUAAGGCUUUUUGCCUAAUUCAAGGCAUUGGUCUCUAAUGGAGAGGCUGUAACCAUUUUUUAAAAAUCGAUGUGACCCAAAUGAUGAUGGGAUCUUUUGUGAAAGUCUAAUCUUUCUUUCCCUCCUAGAUCACAGUUGCUGAUCUUCCAGGACUGAUUGAAGGUGCACAUGCAAAUAAAGGAAGAGGACACAAGUUUCUAAAGCAUGUGGAAAGAACCAAACAGCUCCUCUUUGUUGUAAGAACAUGGUGUAGCUUAGCUUUUUAUUUGACAUCUUUAAAGUCUGCUUUUAAUUUAGGCUUUGUUUUGCCGAAGAAGUAACCUGGGGGUGCCUGUUCAUUACAUCAUGCCAUAGCUUUGCUAAUAUUAUAAAUGAAAAUUUAACAUAUAACAUGGAUAGCUGCAUAGCUCAGUUGGUUAGUGUGUGGUGCUGACAUCACCAAGGUUGCAGGUUCAGUUCCCGUAAGGGACAGCUGCAUAGUCCUGCCUGGACACAAGUCUGGGAAGUGUGUGUGGAGGUCCUUGGGUGUCCAGAUGACAAGACCCCACCUCUCUCAGCCUUGCUGGUGUGUUCCAAAGGAAAACAUAGCAAUAUGUUUGGCACCAGCUUGACUGUGGGUGUUGCCAGAAGGAAGCACACAAGAUGCCACCUAAAUGUCUUAAGGACUCCACUCCUAAUUUGUGUAGGGUUUAUUCCUUAGCCUUUUCUUCUCCCGAAGAUAUCCUGCAAGGCAGCGGAGGAGAGACAGUAACAGAACACUUAAAACUAAGCAAACAGAUUGUUUCUGUGAAUUGGAAACUGUUCAGAUAUAGCAGAAAGGAUGCUAUUUUGGGGGCAGAAAUGUUUUGUGUAUAACAGCCACCUCACUGCCAUCACUCCCACGCUGCCUGUCAUCUUCAUGGUCUCUUGGAAAGUGAAGGAUAAUCAUGUGAGAAAGCAUUUGAUUGUCUGAUUAAAAAAAAAUGUCAAUCUUUCAGGUUGAUGUAGCUGGGUUUCAGCUUUCUCCUACAAGCCCAUUCAGAACAGCCUUUGAAACUGUAAUACUACUUGCAAAGGUAAGUGUACUGAUUCUUUUAUAUACCGGCAUGAUUUGUGCAUAUUGCAACACGCAUGUUCUGACAUGAGAGACCUAAUUAAGAUUUUAUUUGAAAUGUUUACUUGAAUGGCACACCUAUUAAAGCUACAAACUUGCUAACUGUAUCCAAGAUGUUUGAGAUUUGGAAGUUUCCCAUUACUUCUAGGGAGAGCUGCUAACAUAGUGUUUGUCACUUUGUUUUUCACUAACUCCAUUUUCAUCUGUAUGGUGGAAAUUUCUCCGGUUCAGAAGGCAGUGAGAAGUCAAGCAGUUUAGUCUUCAAGAUUGCUUCCUGUUGUCAAAUAGAAAACACGUAGCUAACAAAAUUUGUGAUGCAGAUUAACAGUUGUGAAUUCCAAUUGUACUGUCUCUUAGGAAUUUAUACCUGAGAGGCUCAUGUGCUCCCAAGUGUAUGCUGUCACAUUUAUAUUGGCUUCAUGUGCUUAUUCCGCAUGAGAAUAUUCACUGGACAGCUAUGGUUUGAUUUAUUAUAUUUCUAUGCUGCUUUUCAUUCAAAGGAAUCCCAAAGCGGCUUAGAAACAACGUAUAAUAACGUGAUAGAACUUAAUAAAACAUCACAAAUACAACAUAAAUAAUGCAAAAUAAUUAACAAAUAAUCAGUGAAACAAUUACAACCUAUAAAGCUCCGUUAACAAAACAACUAAAAAAAAGUUAAACAUCUAAAUCAAAGCAAGUUAUAUGAUUAAUAACUCACUGCAGCAUUUAUAAUCUAGAAAACAAUAUUAACAACAUCAACAAAAUAGCAGUCAAAAAUAAACUAAGCACUGUUAAGUUCAUACACACACUCCACACACCCAUGACUCAUAAUUUUUUCACUCUAUUCAGGUCAUUAAAACUACGUGUACACAUAAUGCCCAUGGCAACAACUCCCUUCUGAAGGUUCCUCAGUGGCUCCCGCCUUGUGGAACACCCUCCCAUUAGAUGUCAAAGAGAUAAACAACUAUCUGACGUUUAGAAGACAGGCAGCCCUGUUUAGGGAAGUUUUUAAUGACUGAUGUUUUAAUGUAUUUUUAAUCUUUGUUGGAAGCUGCCCAAAGUGGCUGGGGAAACCCAGCCUGAUGGGCGGGGUAUGUAUGUAUGUAUGCAUGUAUGUAUAAAUUAUUAUUAUUAUUAUUAUUAUUAUUUAUUAUUAUUAUUAUUCCUCGGGCUGGAGGUAGGGCAGCACAGAUGAAACCAACUACCCCCUGAUGGCAAGCAGAGUCUUUCUCCUCUCACAGUUCUUCCUCUGGAAACAGCUCCAUUAUGAAGGCAUCUAGGACUGGAGCAUGGGGCAAGACAGGAGGGAGAAGCCAGUCAUGUGAUGCAGUCAUGUUUUCUAUUUAAAUGGUGGUUGUGUAUUAUUAUUGUGUACACAUGGUAGACAGUAGUAAUCAGUAAUGUGUGACAGGUUAAACGUACCUUCAUGCUCCCCUUGAUUUUGCCUCUGGGCCUGCUCACACCUGUCAUGUGGUCUUGAGAGGUUGUUUAAAAGGGAAUGUGGCCCUCCCUGCUCUGGUUUGCAUAUGUAUUCUGUAGUAAUUAAGAGUUAAAUGAAAAGGCUUGUAUAAAGCCAAAUACUUUCAACGACAAUAUUUUACAAAUGGAAAUGACUUAUGUCGCAGGAGCUGGAACUAUAUAAAGAAGAACUUCGAACUAAAUCUUCACUUCUGGCUGUUAAUAAAAUGGAUUUGCCUAAUGCGCGAGAAAAAUUGAAUGAGUUAAUGGAACAACUGCGGAGUCCUCAAGGUGAGAUACUUACUGUACAGCUCCUUUUUUAAGAUAACAUAUUCGCAUAUCUUUGAUAUACAGCAAGUAGUGAGUUUUCAUUACUGCAAAAGAAGAAACAUUUUUUAGUAUAUUGAUUGUAUUUUAAAGUAAAAUACCGUAUAACCAAACUAUGUUGUCUUUCAUACUAACCUAGAACUGUAAUGAUGCUAAAAUGCUAGUGUCAUAGAAUUGUAAAGGAACUGUGAGAGUCAAUCUAGUCCAGCCCCCUGCAAUGCAGGAAUAUUUCACCCAACGUGGGGCUUGACCCCAUAACCCUGAGGUUAAGAGACUCAUGCUCUACCAACUGGGCUAUCCAGCAGAUAAGAGCCUUAGAAGAAGAAUGGAAUGCAAGCCAGUCAUCUCUUCUGUAAGUAAAUGCAGUUAGGAAGUCUUCUGGGCCAACAGCCACAUCUAUUGUUGUCUCCUAACAUCUUGGCAGUCCAAAAACCAAUUACCCUGACUUCCUUGGAAUGGAAUAUCUUCAAACAACUCUGCUACUGCUGUUACAUCAGGCAUCUAUUUAACUGAAAUCCAUCCAUAGCAAAUUUUAUACUGGCUUUAUACUAUGUGUAGUAACUCUAAUUAUAUAUAUAUAUUUCAGAUUAUAUGCACACUCUUCCAAAAAAUAUGAUUCCAGAAGUCAUUGUCAACUUCAAAGAGAUCAUCCCUAUAUCUGCACACUCUGGUGAAGGAAUUGAAGAACUGAUCAUGUGUUUAAGAAAAGUACUAGAUGAAGAAUCUGAGAAGAAGAUUGAAGAUCAUCAGAACCAGCAGCUUCGUGCAAUGAGGAGCUCAGAAAUAUAGCAAUUUCUUAACACACACAAACUAUUAUAUAAUAUUAAGACAUGAAUCUUUGCAGGCCUCUGAACACAACUGAGUUUGUGGCAAGCCUGUAUUUACACACACUUUCAGGUCAACCAUUUGAAAAAGAAAAGAGAGUAUGUUAUUUUCCAGUUUCUGUAAAAUACAGAAAAGUGUAUCAUGAUCUUUUACAACAAGUCUUCAAGUUGCACAACCCUCUUAAUUAAGUUGUAGAAUAUAUUUCAAAGGAUGUAAAUAAACAUGUAAUUUUAUAU
This is a messenger RNA of Podarcis lilfordi (Lilford's wall lizard), 16116 nucleotides long. The record is from the annotation of a GenBank genome assembly. NCBI's taxonomy places the organism in Eukaryota, Metazoa, Chordata, Lepidosauria, Squamata, Lacertidae.